UAGGAGACAGACGUGAAGAAUGGGCGCUAUGAAGUGGCUGGUGAUUUUUGUCUUGCUGGGCAUAUGCUCAAAGGUACAGUAAUGGAAUAAAACCUGUUAUAAUAAUAUAAAUCUUAUUUCAAAUUUAGGCUCAAACAUUUUGUUGUGAGAGCACAAUGCAAUGCAACAUUACAAGUGAUUAACUUCUUGGUAGUAACUUGAUUUUUAUGUACAUAAAAGUAUUGUUAACAAUAUUUUCUCAUCUAUAUUUGCAGGCUGCAGCCCAAGAUAUCCAAGUAUCCGUGUUCUCAGUAACAACCAAGUCCGCGAUUCUCAGAUGGACCAGGGCCACCGGAGCCAGCUCAUACAAGAUCACCGCCACCUCCAAAAGCUCACCAAGCAACUCUGUUGUUUUUGCCACGUUUGGUCCAAACACAGUGCUUGGCUCUGUCAACUCUCUGUCCCCAAACAUCGUGUAUACAUUCACAGUUGAAGCCCUGGAUAAUUCCCAAGUAACACUGAGCUCUGCAGCUGUUGAGUCAUCCACAGCCCCUGGGAUGAUGGAUCCCAUCCAGACAGUGAAGACGAUCGAUAGCGAGACCUUGAUGGCGUCGUUCAACGCGGAGACCGGGGCGACUCAUUACAUCAUACGAAUCGAGGACGCCAAUGGCUUCUUCAGAGAAGACACAGUGUCCUCGACCACCGCUGAGAUUAAGUCCCUCACACCAUACACUGAGUACAUGCUCAGCAUCAUGGCUGCCAACGGUGGAGGCCGGAGCCAGCCGUCUCUUCCUCAGACUGCAAAGACAGUUUUGCAUCCUCCUCAGCUCUCUGCCUCGUCUCCCAGCAAUGACAGCAUCAUCGUAUCCUGGGCUCCUGUUGCUCACGCUGUCCAGUACACUCUGUCCAUAUACGAGUUUGGCUCAAACACCAGCAUGAAGCACAACACCUCCAACACCAAUCUGACCAUCUCGGGCCUGGAUGCUGGCUCCCUCUACGUCAUUGAGAGUUUCGCCUGGGACCUGGAGGGCCGAGAGGGAGAUGGUCUGUCCAUCAACCAGACAACAAGACCUCCAUCACCAUAUCGGGCCAAUGUCUCUAUGGUGAUGAGUAACGGUGUGUCCGGACUCUCUGUGUCCUGGGAACUCGAUCAGGAGGUCUAUGGAUCCAUCCAAUACCACGUGAUGAGUGACCAGAACCUCACCUGUAACUCCACAUCCAGCUCCUGCACCCUGCAGCCAGUGGGCUGUGGAGAGGUACACACCAUCCAGGUCACCGCCUCCAACGAGGCAGGGCCCAGCCAGCCAUCCAGCCCCGUGGAGUUCAUCACCUUCCCUUGCCCCCCAGAGUCUUUGGCUCUCGUGGAGUCAACUGAAGGAAACUGCACGCUGACAUGGGACACCGUGCCUCAUGCCGACAGCUACCAGGCCUUCAUCAAGAGAGGUGACGGCCCCGCGGAGACCUGCAACACCACCAGCAACAACUGCACCUACCACUGCAAGUGUGGCAACACAUACCUGAUGUCUGUGUUUGCGUUCAACCAGGCUGGCAGCAGUCCCCAAGGACCGAUUCUCAACUACACCACCUUGCCCUGUUGUCCAGAGGGUGUGUCAGUCUCCAUGGUGAGCACUGACACUCUGGAGGUCACGUGGACGGCCUCGCAGGGGGCACAGCUGUACGAGACUCGAGCUGCAGACGGUUCAGAGGUUAUCCUGUGUAACGACACGGCACCGGUGUGCGCCCUCUCUGACCUCAGCUGCGACAGUCCCUACAGCGUGCUGGUGACACCCUGCAAUGAAAUCAGUGGAUGCAACCGUGCAUGCAAAGCUCACACCAAAAACACAGCUCCCUGCAUGCCGAUGAAUCUGUUGCUGAAUCUGAAAAACUCCUCUUGCGUCAGCGUCAGCUGGACAGCAAACAACAGUGCUGCUACUUACACUGUGAGCGCGUCGGGAGAUGACGCCGAACACACCUGCACCACCAGCGGAAACAGCUGCAACAUCACGGACCUUCCCUGCGGCUCCAUGUACGAGGUCAGCGUCACAGCAACCAGCCCCUUCGGACAGAGUUUACCCAGCUACUCGGACUCUCUGGAAACAGAACCCUGUUGCCCGGUCAAUCUAACAGUCGACCAGGUAACGCAGGCAGUGACCAACGUCUCGUGGUCUCACGCCAAAGGAGCUCAUUCGUUCAUCACUUCUCUGACAUCAACACGUGGUCACGCCCGCUGCCACACCCAGGACUCCCACUGCCUCAUGGGAUGCAUCACCUGCGGGACCAACUACACCGUCACCAUGGAGGCGUUCAGCCACAGCGGGCGCAGUUCCAACUGCUCCUAUAAGGGCUUCUCGUCCAGUGCCUGCUGUCCGUCAGGCGUCAGGCUCUACAAGAUGGCUGGUAACUCUCUACGGGUUUACUGGCGCAGCGCUGGCAGCAGCCACAGCUACAUCACAGAUAUGGUGGGCAGCAGCAACAACUACACCUGCACUGCCUCUUCUGGGGAGAGCAGCUGUGAUGUUGGCAACGUCCAGUGUGGGGACGUGUAUAAUGUAGUGGUGGCUCCGCUCACACCAGAGGGCAGCAAAGUCCUGUUCUGCCCCCAGAGACUGUACUCAGUCACUUGCUCAGGGAGCAACAUUGGCACAGUGAUUUACAGAGGGAAGAGAAGUGUGGACUAGCAUAUGAUGCACACUUCCAUCUUUUUCAUCCUCCUCUUCCUCCUGCAUCCUCCCUGCACCACUGGAUUAAAGCCAUGCUCGGAGCUAAAUAAAGUGUGAACCAGAAAUAAACAUACUUGUCCGUUGGCCAUGAUACAUCCUCAUGUUAUCACAUACAUGACGAAUAAAGAGAAAUAAAAGUUUGAGAUAUUGCACAGCGUUGUAAACCUGCCUUCAUGUAUCACGGCCAAACAAAACAAUCACUGUAUCCUCAACGAUCACAAUCAAGCACUUGAAUAUGAACAACAAUGCAUUUUGUGUGUGCUGCUCAAAAUAUGGAUCAUGAGACUAAAUCAUAGCAUGAUUUGGGAAAUACAAAAUAGUUUCUCAUGAUAAGACAUUUGAUUCACAAACAACUAAAACUAAAUGUAUAUGUUGUAUGAUAAUGAUAAUUGUCAAUUUAUUUUAUUUUUACCCCGGAGCUAUUGCCUUAAAAACUCCAAAUAAAUGAUCUA
Molecule: messenger RNA, 3151 nt
Organism: Anarrhichthys ocellatus (wolf-eel)
Lineage: Eukaryota; Metazoa; Chordata; Actinopteri; Perciformes; Anarhichadidae
Gene: fndc7a
Product: fibronectin type III domain containing 7a
Exons: 13
Coding region: 207-2657 (816 amino acids)
Molecular function (GO): protein binding
Source: RefSeq, a predicted model, not a curated record